Messenger RNA from Cyphellophora attinorum, 1089 nucleotides. RefSeq lists its product as uncharacterized. NCBI's taxonomy places the organism in Eukaryota, Fungi, Ascomycota, Eurotiomycetes, Chaetothyriales, Cyphellophoraceae. Gene Ontology annotation, molecular function: magnesium ion binding; holo-[acyl-carrier-protein] synthase activity. The transcript has a single exon. The record is from RefSeq and is a predicted model, not a curated record. The coding region runs from base 1 to 1089 and encodes 362 amino acids. Gene Ontology annotation, biological process: fatty acid biosynthetic process.
AUGCCAAUGCGCGAUAUAGCCUUUGGCAGCAAACUGGCACUUGGGACUGACAUCUGCCUUGCAAAACGGAUUCUGGAUCCAGAGGCGCCAAAUCUUCACCGUGCCCGCGGCCUUAUGCGACGCGUUCUUACGCCGUCCGAAAUGCUACAAGCUGAGUCUCGCUUUCCUCUCUUCAAAGCUGGCAGCGAAAAGGUCGACAGCACAUGGCAUCAGCCAGGGUCCCCACAACUUCGCAUGCUCAGCCAUCAUCUAGCUGGACGUUUUGCCGCGAAAGAGGCUGCCAUUAAGGCAUGGGGCCAAGCGGUCUCGUGGCAAAAUAUCAUCAUCUCAUCUACCCAUGCUGGAAAGCCGUCAAUAGCCAUCCAGUGUCGUACAACGUCAGCAGAUGAGACGACUGGCAUUCGCCAACACGGUGCGGUAUCCAUCUCUCACGACGGCGACUACUGCCAUGCAACUGUGUUAGGAGAUCACCUUGAUGAGGAACUCUUCCAGAUGCUCAUGAAGGAAAAACCGUCAGUGGCUCGUUUUCGAAUUGGAAUCGAGAAGACAACGAGUUCAAGGUCUCUUACCGGAGAUACUGACGGUGAUCCCAUCGAGCCACGUCCUCCGGAGAGGCUGCAGUCACGACUAUCCGCCGCUAUUCCGGACUCAGGACGCCCACUAUCGCCCAUGACAAGACUUUCCAGUGCCCGUAGUCGCGUUCGAGUAGGGCCCGGAUUAAGACAAGCCGGAAAACAAGUCGGAAAACGAGUCAGGCUAGAACAAGCCAGAAAAGCUGGCUUAGGCGAUGGCUCCUCCAAAUCAUGGCGCAAAUCAUGGGCCGAAGCAACUAACAACGAAGUUUCCGGCUCGCCUUCCGAAGCUGAUACUCCGAAGGAGACGGAUAAUGAUCCACUUGACGCAGACCUUUACCAAUCGCCCGUGAAUGAAAGGUCUGCUCGAGGUCUUCGUGCUUGGGCGGCUAAGACAGAUGCUAUGUUCGCACCAUGGGCCGAAGCAGCGAUUGACGACAAUGGCGACUCGUCUCCGAAAGGCGGUGCCUCCAAGGACGCAAACGCUGGUCAUCCUGAAAGACCGAGUGAGAAAUAG